UGCCAGUUUGAAGAUGGCUGCUCCACUAUUUGCGUGCACGAAGGAAGAACAACGUUCUGUAAUUCGUUUUUUUAUCAGUGAAGGUGUGAAACCGACUGAAAUUCAUCGACGGAUGAAGGUUCAGUAUGGUGAUGCAUGCUUGUCACAGCAGAAAGUGUACGAGUGGAGUAGGAAAUUCAGAAAUGGUGUGACGUCUGUGGCAGACGCUCCUCGCCCGGGUCAGGCGCACAGAGUUGUGACCCCUGAGUCUAUUGCACCAUACCUAGAUCCAAGUGAUUACCACAUGUUUGGGCCACCCAAAGAGGCGAUGGGAGGAAAGAAGUUCCGUUCUGAUGAAGAGGUGCAAACAUUUGUGGGUUCUUUGGGUGGUGCACUCAGCUUGUACUUGGGAAUUACGUUGCUAAUGUUGGUAGAAGUUAUGGAUGCACUGUUUCGCCUCUUCUACAAUUGCUGCCUGCAUUGCUAUCGCACGAUGUGUACGACUUCACAACUGUCUAAACCAAAUGUAUCAAAAUUUCACUAUCGAAAACGGAAGACUGCGAUUAAGAUUGACAGUAAACUACCACAAUCAGUUUUCUUUACAGGUCGAUUUACUCCUCCACACCAACCAAUAAUCAGGUCGAAAUAUGUAUGGUGAGCUGCUGAAACAACAAUAAUUAUCACUGAUGUAACAGAGUACAUAAGAUGAAUCUUAAGAGAGAGAAAAAUUUUUUUGUUGUUGUUGCGAAUUUUAACAAAUUAUCUGCAUUUUCAUGCACUUGUUCACCAUAAUGGUUACUUAUUGUUGUCAGUUUCUAUAUGUACCUUGCUUGUAUGUAUGUAAACUUGCUACAAAGUUGAGCAUUUAUGAGGUAUGUAAAAUAAACUUGGAGAGUUUCUCUUUCUAUCGGCA
Zootermopsis nevadensis is the source of this 892-nucleotide messenger RNA. RefSeq lists its product as uncharacterized. The record is from RefSeq and is a predicted model, not a curated record. Lineage: Eukaryota; Metazoa; Arthropoda; Insecta; Blattodea; Termopsidae.